Babesia microti strain RI is the source of this 1959-nucleotide messenger RNA. Its product is annotated as THO complex subunit 1 transcription elongation factor. NCBI's taxonomy places the organism in Eukaryota, Apicomplexa, Aconoidasida, Piroplasmida, Babesiidae. The coding region runs from base 1 to 1959 and encodes 652 amino acids. The transcript is spliced from 9 exons. The record is from RefSeq and is a predicted model, not a curated record.
AUGGAUAUAUUCCAGGGUAUACUACCAAUAUCUUCAGAAUUGACUCAGAAUGGCACCCUUAAUCUACCCAAAGAUGAUAUUAGGCAUCAUCUCAUAGAAUUAUGGCAGUUACUAUUAAAACAAGAUGAGUUAAACAACAGUUUACUCACUAAUAUAAACUAUAGAAAAUCUGUAGUUGAACAAAUAAGAACUAUUUUGAAGAACAAUGAGAAUAAAGAAGGAGAUAUUAGCAGCAAAUCUCAUGCAAACUUCAUAUUAUCCUUCAAGAUAAUAUCAGUAUACUUGAUAAACAACCUAACCCAUUGUUCCGAUGCUUUCACGACUAUGGCCGGAAAUAUAGAUACGAUUAAUUGCAUAAUUGACAUCUUAUUAUCUCUGGUACCUGAUUCUUUAGACCUGGUGAUCUUCAUAGACAUUCUAACUGAAUUGGCUAAAGUAUCAACAAUAGCUUCCAUCGCUAAAAUUGUCAAUCACGUAUAUUGUCAACUCAAAACCGUGAAAAAACAUUAUAUUGACAUGGAGACUAUAUGUACAAAUAAAAGGAGGAUGCAAACUGCUGGUGCAAAGUUGAUAUUCUUUGUAAAAUCAAUCGAAAACCGCAUGAUACAUACGGAAUUUCUUUCACAUCCACAAUUAUCAUUUCAACUAAGAUGUAUACUAAUUGAAUGCUUGCCAAUGUCCCAUUUGGGGAUAUCAAAUAAACACGGUCUAAGUCAAAUACAAACAACAUUUAUUACUACAGAACCAGAUGCCCUUAAAUUUUUAGAAGAAUUUGUACAACGGCAACCCUGCGAAACAAUGGAAAAUUACACGGAUGAGAUCACUAGUGAUUAUAAGUACAAAUUGUGCAACUUUGAACCAAUACUCAAAUUGCCCAAUUACAAAAUAUAUACUAGCUACAAGUUUACAUUAUCUUUCUCUCACCUCUCACACAAUAUGGAAGCCGAAGAUGAGAGCUAUUUUAGUGAAUUACUAGAUUCGUACCAAUGUCUACUAAACUUCUAUCGCACAUUAAACCCCAAUUCCAAGGUCAAAGGACCACUUUUUGCAUGGUACAAAGAUGGAAUUGAUAGAGGAAAUGGGAUUAUAUUCUCUAUGGUUUGCAACGAUGUCGAUUUCUGGAAACAAUUUAUCGUCGAAAGUUUUAUGGCCCUAAUGGACCUUUACCGCGUGACAAAGCCAUUAAAUCCAAAUGAGGAGUAUUUGUGCCUGUUUAAUCGUGCAUCUCACGUCGUUUUCCAGCCUGAUAAGGAAUCUAUUUAUGCUAAAAAACCUACAAAGAUUCGGGCUAUUAUCAAUGAGAUACAGAAGGUGUUGGUUAAAUUCUCUACUAAAAUUAGUGGGUUUACGAAAUUUUUGACCACUCUAUUGGCCACGGAAGCUCAAUGGGUUUAUUGGAAGAGGAAUGGUUGUGCAGAUUUGCUCACAGAUAUAACCCCUAGCCCUUAUGUUGAAGAUACGAUCAUGGAUCCCAUUGACGAAUCAAUUGACACUAUUGGCAAUGACAGAGAUACCUGGAUUAAUUGGCUUAAAGAUUGCAUGGAAAAUAAAGAGGAGUGUGGAGUGAAGAGAGCGGCAGUGCAAAAGGGCAAUGAGAUAGGAUGUCUAAGUCGCAAGUUUACCUAUGAGACAUCGCUUAGAGUAGACCCAAUCAACCUUGACAGACAGGCCGAUGAAUGGGGAUUAGAUGUACCACCAAAUGAAUUAACAGACACAUUGGAAACCAAGCUGAAUGCCAAGCUGAGUCAAUAUAGGAAAAAAAUGCAAAUCGAUCUGGACCCAGAGAACCAAGUGGAAACACCUAGUUCCGAAGACAAUGUCUUCAGAUUCCGCCUUGGCAAAUUAUUCACAAUGCACUACAUGGAUAAGUUUGUUAAUUCAACAUUUAAGCUACCAAUAGGGAACACUUGUAGCAAUAUGGAAUAUAUCAUGUCAUCACUCGAUCAAAUUAUUAAUUAA